Cyprinodon tularosa is the source of this 2944-nucleotide messenger RNA. It is a transcript of the gene stau1, whose product is annotated as staufen double-stranded RNA binding protein 1. The record is from RefSeq and is a predicted model, not a curated record. NCBI's taxonomy places the organism in Eukaryota, Metazoa, Chordata, Actinopteri, Cyprinodontiformes, Cyprinodontidae. Bases 235 to 2325 code for a protein of 696 amino acids. The transcript has 15 exons.
UGUUUGCCCUGUCCUAAUGUUAUCCUCUUCACCGCCCGCAUUUCUUAUAAUAAAAUAGCUUACUCCCACUUUUGAAAGAGGAACCUAGAAAAGCGGGUGACUUUUAACUACUAGAUCUUAUGGACUAACUUAAAACUAAAGAACAGGAGCGAAUAGAUCUUUUAUUUACACCGCCUCGGACCACAAUCUUUCACCCUCUGCAGUUUUCUCAUCUUGAACAUCAGAGCACAAAGGAUGUCUCAGCUCCAAUUUCAGUGUCCGCCCAGCGCCAUUCCUGCUGCCUCUGCCCCGCUGCAGAUGGGGCAGCCGCAGCCCAGUUACAGCAUCCCGUGUGCUACAGGUGCCCUACCGUCGGAGAGUGCAAGCCAGCCCAUCAGGAGCUCUGCUCUCCCCGCGGGCUCAGCCACCCCCUAUAGUACCACCACAGUAUCUAACAUGGCAAACCCUAAAGAGAAGACCCCUAUGUGUUUGGUGAAUGAGUUAGCCCGUUUUAACAAGAUCCAACCUGAGUACAAGCUUCUUUCUGAGCAAGGACCAGCUCACUCCAAGAUCUUCUCAGUGAGGCUCACUCUGGGAGAUCAGCACUGGGAGGCAGAGGGAACCAGUAUCAAGAAAGCCCAGCAUUCAGCUGCUGCAUCUGCCCUCUCUGAGACCACACUUCCCAAACCCACAGUUAGAUCACCUCGAAACACAGGCAGGAACCCAGUAGAUGGCAGUACACACAGUAUGGAGUUGAAUGCACUUUGUUUGAAGCUUGGUAAAAAACCUAUGUUUAAACCCAUCGACCCAUACCCGUGUAUGAGACCACCAAACUACAACUACAAUGUUCGCGCUCCUGGACCUUACCAGCGCUCUAUGCAACAGUACUACUAUCCAUUUCCUCCAGUGGGACCAAUAGUAUACCACAUGGAGCUCUCCAUCGGGAGCCAGCAGUUUAUUGGAAAGGGGCGGACGCGGCAGCAGGCCAAACAUGACGCUGCUGUCAAAGCCUUGAAAGUGAUGCAGAAGGAGCCAAUACUGCAGCAGUUGCCGGUGAUGAAUGGAGAGCCUGAGGAGGAGGAGAACUUGAACAAAUCCGAAAUAAGCCAAGUGUUUGAAAUAGCUCUAAAAAGAAACCUACCUGUCAACUUUGAGAUUUUAAAAGAAGAAGGGCCUCCACAUAUGAAGAAUUUUGUAGUGCGUGUUACAGUUGGGGAGUUCUUUGGAGAGGGGGAGGGCAAAAGCAAAAAGAUUGCAAAGAAGCUGGCAGCUGCCGCCGUGCUGAUAGAGUUAAAGAGGCUCCCCCUCAUACCCAGUGUGGAGAAGAAGCUGCCGCGCAUCAAAAAGAAAACAAAAUCUAUCAUUAAGCUGCAGACCAGCCCUGAGUAUGGCCAGGGGAUGAAUCCCAUCAGCCGCUUGGCUCAGAUCCAGCAGGCAAAGAAGGAGAAGGAGCCAGAAUACAGCAUGGUGACAGAAAGAGGUCUGCCACGGCGAAGGGAGUUCGUCAUGCAGGUGACUGUGUGUAGCCAGACUGCAGAGGGGCUGGGACCGAGUAAGAAGGUGGCAAAGAGGAACGCAGCUGAGAAAAUGCUGGAACUGUUGGGAUAUAAAGUGCCUCAGCCUCAACCUCCCAAGCCAGCACUAAAAUCUGAAGAAAAAGCGCCAGUUAAAAAGUCUUGUGAGGGGCGCAAAGUAACCUUCUUUGAACCAGGUUCAACAGACGACGUGACAGUGUGUACAAAGGAGGAGGAUUUCCGCUUGCCUUACCUCAGCCACCAGCAGCUGCCUGCAGGUAUCCUGCCCAUGGUGCCUGAGGUGGCGCAAGCAGUCGGGGCCUGCCAAGUAACCCAGCUGAAGGACUACAGCCGAAUUGUGGCCAACCCAGGCAAGGCCACAGUCACUGCCACCAUUGCCAACGAGCUGCUGUACGCUGGCUCGUCUAUGACUGCUGUGGCGAUUUUAAAGAACAAAAACAACCUGACCCAGAUGCCCCAUGGACCCCUCACCAGACCCUCUGAACAGCUUAGCUAUCUUGCAUCUGUACAGGGUCUGCAGGUGGAAUACAAGGAUUUCCCCAAAAACAAUAAGAAUGAAUUUGUAUCUCUGAUAAACUGCUCCUCCCAGCCUCCACUCAUCAGUCACGGCAUUGGAAAAGAUAUAGAAUCCUGUCAUGAUAUGGCUGCACUGAAUAUAUUGAAGUUGCUGUCCGAAUUCGACCAGCAGCCAAACGAAAGGACAGGGAAUGGACCAGCUUCAGGGUGUGGCAAGCAAGAAAUGGAGGGUGACCUGCACCUCAAACAGGCUAACUCAAACACAUUGGCACAGACUCUGGAUAGUACGGCUUAGAUCCGAUUUGGUUGUCUGUAAAAGCACUAGAGAAAACUCACCACACUGUGUUCUUUGUCUUCUUUUGGAUUGCUACAGAUAGCUUUACCCACUGUGGGCCCUGAAGUAUUAAGAUAACUGUUACAAAAUGUUCACAGUUAAACAAGAUUGAUAGAAGUAGCUAAUUGAUGUUGUUUAAUUGUUCACAUUAUUUUUUCUUCUCAAUAUUGAAACAGUAGCUGCAUCCUAGUCAGUGAUUUGUUUUGAGUGUAUAUGAAAAACUCUUUAGUGAAUAAACUGUGAAUAUUGUUUUUUUUGAGGGGUAGUUAUUUUUUCUUAUAUUUUAACAUGUCUUAUUCUUUAUUCCCACAGAGCUAGUUGAUAAAGAUGGAAUGUAAAGUUUGGGCCUCCUUUUUUUUCUAGGGUGCAGCUAAUGAACAUUUGUUGAUUUUCCUAGAGUGCUUUCUAUAAACAACCAAAAAGAUAAUAACUAAAUGUAGCGUGAUAUGUAACGUGAUGGUCCCUGCUGUGUGUGGCAGUGACAUGCCCCCAUCUCCUUUUCUCCCUAAUGUCAUCUUCCCUUCUCUGUUCAUAACCCAUAAUGGUAAUUAAACUCCUGUGCUAACAGGCACCAAACAAA